Dermatophagoides pteronyssinus (European house dust mite) is the source of this 3462-nucleotide messenger RNA. Its product is annotated as solute carrier organic anion transporter family member 3A1-like. Gene Ontology annotation, cellular component: basolateral plasma membrane. Lineage: Eukaryota; Metazoa; Arthropoda; Arachnida; Sarcoptiformes; Pyroglyphidae. Gene Ontology annotation, molecular function: protein binding. The record is from RefSeq and is a predicted model, not a curated record. Gene Ontology annotation, biological process: sodium-independent organic anion transport; transmembrane transport.
AAUUCUGCCCGAAAACAACAACAACAACAACAAAUUGUGAUCCAGCACACAGACAAAUUGAUGAAACAACAACAACAAAAAAAAUCGAGCUUUAAAAUUAUCAUCAUCAUUGAGCCAUAAUAUAAUCAGGUUUUUGCAGCACAAAACGCGACAACAAAAAUAUCAAAUUUACUAAAAAAAAAAUCGAAAUUCUAGUCUUUCAAUAUUUUACUGAAGGAUAUCAUUUUAGAAAUAUUAUCAAAUAUCAAAAAUGAAUAAAGAAAUACAAUCAUCAUCGACAUCGACUGGUGUUAAACAUUUAUAUGGUCAUCAUCAUCAUCAUCAUCAACAACAUCAUCAUUAUCAUAAUAAGAUGCAUUAUUCGGGUGAAUCCGGUAAUGGUGGUGUGCCAUCAUCAUCAUCAUCAUCAUCGAUACAACAGCAACCAUCUAAUAUGAUGAUAACAACACAUUCACAUCAUCAUAGACCACGUUAUAUACAUGGUCAUCGUAGAGCUAAAAGUGCUGGUAAUGCACAAUCAGCAACACGUGAUUCAUAUUCAUAUUAUGCUGCAACUGGUCUUUAUGCACAUCAAUCAGGUGAAUCAUUAGUUGAUAAAUCUGGUCCAAUUAUUGCAUUAGCUGUGCCUAAUUUAAAGAAAACAUCAUCCGAAAAAACAAUACAUUAUGAUGCUGCAUAUCCACCAUAUUAUUUUCCAUUACAUCAUCAUACAUCAUCGAUUGAUCCAAAUAUAUCGAUUAAAUAUUCAUCAUUAAAAAUGCGUACUGGUGAUCAUAAUAAUGGUGAUGAUGAUGAUUUUGAUGUAGAAAAAAUUGAAUGUGGUUGUUUAGCAAUGAAAUUUGAUUCAUUAAGACGUUAUGCAACUAUACAAUUUUUUGUCUUUCUUUGUUGCCUGUUGGUAACAUUACAACAAGCACUUUCAUCCGGAUAUUUUAAUAGUGUUAUUACUACAAUGGAAAAACGUUUCGAUAUUUCAUCACAAAUGUCUGGUGCCAUUGUAUCAACAUUUGAAAUUGGAAAUCUUGCCACAAUAAUAUUUGUUAGUUAUUUUGGUACACAUCGUCAUAUUCCACGUUGGAUUGGAACCGGAAUAGUUGUCACUGCCAUUGGUUCAUUAAUAUUUUCAUUACCACAUUUUAUGUCACUUAGAUCACCAUUAGAUAGUAAUGGUAGAAAUCAAUCUGAUCAACAAUAUUUAGAUAAUACAUGUCGUAUUCCUAAACCAGCAUUAACAUCACCAUUUUUGGAAAAAGCAAGUCAAUUUAUUAAUCUUGGUCUAUUGGAUGAUGAUCCAAAUUGUCAACAAGAAUCAAAUUAUCAUGCACCACAAAUGUUAGUUUUUAUGUUGGCAAUGGUAUUGAUUGGUUGUGGUGGUACACCGAUUUUUACAUUAGGUACCACUUAUAUUGAUGAUCAUGUACCGAAAGAAAGUUCAUCAAUGUAUAUGGGAUGUAUGUACAGUAUGGUUGCAUUUGGUUUAGUAUGUGGAUUUCUUCUUGGUGGAUUUUUUAUCAAUGUUCAUGAAAAUGCAUUGGGUACUGGUAUUGUACCGCAAGAUAUUUUUCCUGGUCAUCCUAAAUGGAUUGGUGCUUGGUGGGCAGGUUUCAUAAUGCUUGGUGUACUUUUGCUAAUCAUAUCGAUACCAUUUUUUAUAUUUCCAAAAAGUUUAAAAACAAAAAAACCAAAAGAAUUAAUGGUUGCAUUACCAUCAAACGGUGGUCAUUCAUAUACGGGUAAUAAUAGUAAUUGUGCUGGUAAUAAAUCUACAAACAAUGAUGAUCCAAAUGGAACAAUAAAUUCAAAAAAUAUAAAAUAUGGUCGUAAAUUAGGUGAAAUACCUGCUUGUAUGUGGCGUUUAGCAACCAAUCCGGUUUAUAUGGUUACCUGUCUUGGUUCCUGUAUGGAAUUAGCUAUUGUAAGCGGAUUUUUAAUAUUUCUACCGAAAUAUUUGGAAACACAAUUUUCAUUGGGAAAAUCUCAGGCAAAUCUAUUUGCCGGUGGUAUUGCUAUUCCGGGUGCUUGUUUUGGAAUAUUUCUCGGUGGUUAUAUUCUUAAACGAUUUCAACUAACACCAAAAGGUGCCAUUCAAGUGGUAUUAUUUUUCAAUAUUAUCUGUAUGGGCUUGUAUACGGCAUUAUAUUUUCUUGGUUGUGAAAAUGUCAAAAUGGCUGGUACAACAUUACCAUACGCCAACACUACAAGAUUUCAGGAUUCAUUUUCAGUAAAUCUAACUGCCGAAUGUAAUCUUGGUUGUCGUUGUUCAUCAAAUGAUUUAGAACCGGUAUGUGAUGUUCGUAAUAAAAUCAGUUAUUAUUCACCAUGUUUUGCCGGAUGUACUUCGGUCGACAAUUCUCGUGAUAUUCGAAAUUAUAGUAACUGUGCUUGUCUUUUAUCGAACAAUAAUAAUAAUCGUGAAAUUACUAUGGUACCAAUUGUAACUCCUGGACCAUGUCAUCAAAUAUGUACAGCAAUGGUACCAUUUAUGGUUUUAUUAUUUGUUAUAACAUUGGUUGUUUCAAUUACACAAAUGCCUGUUGUUAUGAUUACAUUGAGAUCGGUUGAUGAAGAAGAACGUUCAUUAGCAUUAGGAAUGCAAUUUGUAUUGUUUCGUUUGUUUGGUUAUAUACCAUCGCCAAUUGUUUUUGGUAAUGUUAUUGAUUCAACAUGUUUAGUUUGGAAAAAUCAUUGUGGUGAACAAGGUGGUUUCUGUUUACUUUAUAAUAUUGAACAAUUUCGUUUAAGAUAUGUUGGCGUUUGCAGUGCAUUCAAAAUAACGGCAGCUAUUUUAUUUUUUUUCGAUUUAUUAUUAAUUUGUUAUCGUGAAAAAAAAGAAUUGAAAAAAUUACAAAUGAAAACCGGUGGAUUUACAACGGAUGAAGUAAUAUCAUCAAUAAUAUCAUUGGAUCGUUUAUCAGUAUUUGGUUGGGCUGUUGGUCCUGAAACAAUAGCUGAAGCUGAUGAAGAACAACAACCAUUAGGAGGAAUAAAUCAACAACACCAGCAACAAUUGAUGCAAGAUUCGGAUUAUAAUUCAGCUAUCGAUGAUGAUGAUGAUGUUGAACAUUCAUCAUCAAAUCUUUCUUCAAUUGGUGGUGGUGGUGGUGGUCGAAAUGAUAAUAAUAAAAAUGAUAAUGAUAAUCAACCAUCAUCAUCAACAAAUUGUAUACAGAUUGAAAUGUUACCAUCCACUUCACGAUAUCAACAUCAUCAUCGUUCGGAAAGUUUAGUUUAGUAUAAAUCAAUGGAUGGGGUUACCAUCAUUUAUUUAUGUUUAAAAAUCAUCGACAAUUGUGACUUGGUUAUCAUUUUUUCAUAAUCAAAAAAUUUUUUUUAUUUAUUUUUUCUUCUCUUCUUUUUUUUUGCCCAAAACUGUGAUACAUCGAACACCCCGACUAUUGAACAAAAUAAUACUGGAAAUUAGGCAAUCAAAACAAAAUUGAAAAGGAAAAUAACAUAUAUAAU